Tripterygium wilfordii is the source of this 1109-nucleotide messenger RNA. Its product is annotated as nuclear transcription factor Y subunit B-8-like. Gene Ontology annotation, cellular component: CCAAT-binding factor complex; nucleus. Gene Ontology annotation, molecular function: DNA-binding transcription activator activity, RNA polymerase II-specific; RNA polymerase II cis-regulatory region sequence-specific DNA binding; protein heterodimerization activity. Bases 182 to 718 code for a protein of 178 amino acids. Lineage: Eukaryota; Viridiplantae; Streptophyta; Magnoliopsida; Celastrales; Celastraceae. The record is from RefSeq and is a predicted model, not a curated record. Gene Ontology annotation, biological process: regulation of transcription by RNA polymerase II. The transcript is spliced from 7 exons.
AAAAAAAGAGAGGAAAGGAACGAACGGUGUUGAUAAACCUUGUUCUCUCAUCCCAGUCGUCUCCUAUCUCCUAUCCUCUCCAGCGUCCGAUCCCUUCUCUUUCUCCUUCAAUCCCAGACAUCUCCUUCACUCGCGCCCAUUUACAAAUUCCCCGCUUCACAGGGUUUAUUUGUCGGCGAGGAUGGCAGCGGCGGACCAACCAACGAGUCCUGGCGGGGGGAGCCACGAGAGCGGCGGCGACCAGAGCCCGCGAUCUAAUUCUAACGUGCGGGAGCAGGACAGGUAUCUUCCGAUCGCGAAUAUAAGCAGGAUCAUGAAGAAGGCGCUCCCUGCCAACGGCAAGAUCGCGAAAGACGCCAAGGAGACCGUACAGGAAUGUGUCUCCGAGUUCAUCAGCUUCAUCACCAGCGAGGCAAGUGAUAAGUGCCAGAGAGAGAAGAGGAAGACCGUUAAUGGUGAUGAUUUGCUCUGGGCGAUGGCCACAUUAGGGUUUGAGGAUUAUAUCGAACCCCUAAAGAUUUACCUCGGUCGAUACAGAGAGAUGGAGGGUGACACCAAGGGGUCUGCAAAGGGUGGAGAUGCAUCUGGUAAGAAGGAUGUUCAACCAAGUCCAAAUUCCCAGAUUUCUCAUCAAGGGUCUUUCACACAAGGUGUUAGCUAUGCGAACUCUCAAUCACAGGCACAGCAUAUGAUGGUUCCAAUGCAAGGCACCGAGUAGGGAUACACUCCACUUCACUUCGACCUCUUAAUUCGGAUAUCCCAUUUCUGAUCUGGUUUGGUGCCAACAAAAAUAUUGUGUGCAAAGAUUGAUCUGAUUUGAGCACUGCUGUUUUCAAUGGUUGUGCCCUUGUUGAAUCCUGGGUUAAUUAGUUUAUGGCAUGGUUGUAUAUUAAGGCGUUUUUCAGAUUAGAAGAGACUGCCAUAGGGGCAUUAAAUUAUAAGUCCUGGGAGAAUUCAGAAUUGUUUCUUAUGAUUUGUAGAGCGCAGAAAUGAUGAAUUUCUGUUAUUGAGUCAUCAGAAAACUAUUUAUGCUCUAACUGGUGCCAGUGUUCUUUUCUCCCCUUUUUUCCUGAUGAAUAUCCUGUACACCAUACAGGCGGAUGCUAGUU